Messenger RNA from Chaetomium strumarium, 5310 nucleotides. RefSeq lists its product as uncharacterized. NCBI's taxonomy places the organism in Eukaryota, Fungi, Ascomycota, Sordariomycetes, Sordariales, Chaetomiaceae. Gene Ontology annotation, biological process: microtubule-based movement; mitotic spindle organization; spindle elongation. The coding region runs from base 1 to 5310 and encodes 1769 amino acids. Gene Ontology annotation, cellular component: microtubule associated complex. Gene Ontology annotation, molecular function: ATP binding; microtubule motor activity; microtubule binding. The transcript has 4 exons. The record is from RefSeq and is a predicted model, not a curated record.
AUGACUGGCACACCACCAGAUUCUCCCGGCACAUUACCUGCGCGACCGAUGAGCGCCAUGGUCCGCCCAACGCCGAGGAGCAAUAGUCGCAUGAGCGUGCACAGCAAAACUGGAGGAGGUAGUAGAGCGUCGGAUGAGGACACGAAAACUGCUGUCAAAGUUGCGGUCCGAGUGCGACCACCUUUAAAGCCGACCGAUCCGGGUUACGAGCUCAUCCCUCAGAGGUUUCAACGGUCUAUGGUCCAAGUGCAAUCGCCGACUAGUUUAUCGAUCGAUUCGCCCCAAGGACGUAAACUGUUUGUUUUCGACAGAGUAUUUUCGCCCGACGUCGACCAGGCUGGGAUAUGGGAGUACCUUGAAGAGUGCGUCAGCGCUUUUACCCAAGGAUACAAUGUCUCGCUUUUCGCCUACGGCCAGUCUGGUGCUGGCAAGUCCUACACAAUGGGAACCUCGGGUCCUAGUGAGCAGGACGAUCCGGAUGCCAUGGGCGUCAUUCCUCGCGCUGCAACCGCGCUGUUCGAGCGAUUAGAAGGGCCGAAGGGGAACCCCAACCGAAGUUCCAUGUCGCAGCUUCGUACGCCCGCGCGAUAUGCGACGCAACCAGCCAACUUCUCCCGGGGAGAGAAGAACUGGACGCUGCGCGCUUCCUACGUCGAGAUCUACAACGAGCAGCUGAGAGACCUCUUAGUAGACGACCAUCUUCCGCCGCACGAGCGAGGUACCGUCACGAUUCGCGAAGACGUGAAGGGCAACAUCAUUCUCACAGGCCUGCGCCAGGUUGAAGUCAACUCGGUCGAGGACCUGAUGAAUGUCCUAACCCAAGGAUCUACGCUCCGGCAAACUGACGCGACAGCCAUAAACGCACGGUCAUCGCGUUCGCACGCCGUCUUCAGCUUGAACUUGGUGCAAAAGAAGAGUAAGAUGCAGGCAGCGCAAGGCCCCGAGAAGCGGUUUUCCAUGCCGGUAGAGGCUCUGACGGGCGCCGACACACUGGUUACAACCGACAGCAAGAUGCAUUUCGUCGAUUUAGCCGGCAGCGAGCGGCUCAAGAACACCGGUGCGCAGGGCGAACGGGCCAGGGAAGGCAUCUCGAUCAACGGCGGGCUUGCCGCGCUCGGCAAGGUCAUUUCGCAGCUGUCAUCGCGGCAGCCCGGGUCACAUGUGUCGUACCGGGACUCGAAGCUGACUCGGCUGCUCCAGGACUCCCUGGGCGGGAAUGCAAUCACGUACAUGAUUGCUUGCGUAACGCCUGCCGAGUUCCACCUCAGCGAGACGCUAAACACGGUGCAAUAUGCGCAGAGGGCCCGAGCGAUCCAGAGCAAGCCGCGGAUCCAACAGGUCGAGGAGGGUGACAAACAAGCCAUAAUCGACCGCUUGAAGGCCGAGGUCGCAUUCUUGCGGGAACAAAUCCGGAGUGCAGAACGAGGCGGGGGCGAGCGCCGCACCCUGACCCCUGGCGAGAGGUCCGAGCGGCAGAACGAGCGGGAGGUCGAGCUUCAGAAUCGCCUGUUAGACUCCGAGGAAAACUAUAAGGCCCUGAGCGAGCGGCAUGCACGAUUGAUUGCUGAGAUGGCAAAGGCCAGGGACAACGAGAUUGCGGAAAACCGGAACGGCGACGAAAACGGAGGCGACAGCGCCACUGAACGGUUGAACCGCUCCAACAGUUUUGCACAGGCCGUGGAGCAGGUGGUUCUGGAGUACGAGAAGACGAUUCAGUCGCUGGAGCAUUCCCUGGCAAGCACACGGGCCACCCUCGCCAUCACCGAGGGAUCCCUGCUGGAAAAGGAGACCAAGUGCGCGUACACCGAGACCAUCAACAACCAGCUCCAGGCACGGCUGCAGAAGCUGAUGGACCGCGAGGCUAGCACCGAGAAUUACCUGCACGAUUUGGAGGCCAAGCUGGAUGGGCACACGUCUGGCGAAGAGAAGAAUGCGACGAUCAUCCUGGAGCUGCGCAAGGAAAUCGCCCGUGUGCGCGAGAACGAGGCCGCAUGCGAGGACUACAUCUCGACACUCGAAGAACGCCUGGCCGAGGCAGAUCAGGAUGCUGAGCUGAUGCAACGUGAGAUUGACCGGCUGGAGCAGGUGAUCGAGCGGCAACGGAGCCUUGGAAAGCUGGACUCGCUGUUGUAUGAGCUUGACAACAUUGAGCAGGAUGCGCCAACAGGCGAGGUCGAGAAUGGGCUGAGUAACGGCGCAGGCCACCGGCGUACGGCCAGCCGGAGCAUUGCAGAGCAUUCGCGGAGUCAGAGCCACGUCAGCCGCCAUAGCCAAAUGGAGGAGACCAUCCCCGAGAGUGGAGAGGAGGAUAUCAUUCCGGAGGAGACUGAGGAAUCGACCGGAGAAGCAAAGGCGACCGCAGACGCCACGACGCCCAAGCCUGCGCAUGGUCACCUGGCCGACAACCGCGAAGCCGAGUAUCCCACCAGCCCGGCGCAAUCCAAGUUUGUUGCCGACAAGCUCGAGACGGUCACCCAGGAGCUCGUCGACCUGCGGGUCGAACACGAGGCAACGCUUAGCGAUUACGACCUCCUUCAAGCCAAGUACGAGGAAGCUCUCCGGGCGUUGGCAGAGCUGCAGGAUGUGGUGGACGAGUCGCGGCAUCCGCAACGCGUACGAGAUUCGAUGCUUUCCGUGGCGUCGCCGCUCCAGACAAGGCCCCAUUCCUUCUCGUCCGAUGCUAGGACCAACGAGACAAGAGCGAGGUCUCUCUCAUCCGAGUUGUCGUCUGCUCUGGAGUCUCCAGCUACUACUAUGGAGUCGUCCGAUGCCGAGACGGCGGUACCCAACGCUGAGGAUCGUGUGUCUCCAAGAACCGAAUCCGCUAGCGCUGACGCACUGUCGUCGGAGGUCGAGAGGCUGAAAUCGCUCGCUGCUGAGAGGGAACUCGCAGAGAGGGAACUUGCCGAGCGAUACGCCCAGUUGGAGGAACAGCACCAGCAGGCUCUUGACAUGGUGGAGGAACUCAAAACUGAGGUCGCCAAGGCUCAGGCCGCUGCUAGCAGCGAGAGUUCGUCGCCGAAGGGUAACGCUCCGGUGAUCCGUCGCAAGUCGAGCCAGAACGUGAUGAUCAUUGACCGUGCUCAUCGGUCAUUUGCAUCACUGCGAAACAUCGCAGCCGAAAACUUCGAGAACCAGCCGGACGUGAUGCAGAACUUCGAGCUCAACUUGAAUGCAGCCAUGCACGAACUGCACUCACGAUCCGAGCGGAUUCAGGAACUCGAGGCAGACGUUGCGACAGCCAAGAAAGAGAUGGAGACCAAGAUGACCAUCAUCUCCGGCUUGACCCGCGAACGGUCGAGUUUGAAGGCGGCCUCGCCAAUGGAUAUGGCCAUGGUAUCGACUCUCAGGGAGCAGCUAGAGCAGAGCGAGAGGCGGAUUAGGGAGAUGCAGGAAGCCCACUCGGCCCGCGAGCAGGAACUGGAAGCUCAGUUGACCGAGCUCCGUCAGUCACAUGAGAAGGCUGCCCGUGCGAUCACAUCUGCUGUAAAGGCGGCUUCCGAGCUGGAGGAGGCCUUGGACCAAGCAAGCCCAACGACUGAGGAAUCCACUGCACAUGCAGAGGUGGUUGCCGAAUUGCAGGAGUCGCUGAAGCACGCCACCCUCGCCGCGGAGCAGGCCACCGCAUCCGCCAACGCCGCUUCAGAGGAGUCCGCAGCCCAGAUCGAGCUGCGCGAGAAGAAGAUAUCGGAGCUUGAAGCCGAACUCAUCAGCUGGCAAGAAAAGCACGACACAGCGCUCCAAGGCAUGCGCGAUGCUGAGGAGCAGAUGAAGAAGACGAUCGCGGAGCUCGAGGUGGAGCUCGCUAACCGGGAAGACAAGCACAAGAAUCUUGUCGACUUCUUGAGGAGCGAAAUCGAUGAAUACAAGGGCUUGGUAAACAGCAACCAAGCCAAGGUUACUGACGCCGAAGAACAACAUAAGGCAACCAAGAGACUCCUCGAGAUACUCACUCAAGAGUGCGAUGAAGCCUCAAGGGAACUCGAAAUGCACAAGGAACUGGUGGCCAAGCUGCAGGCCCAGAUUGCGGACCACGAGCAGACCAUCAAGGCGCACCAGGAGAGCUUGCAUGAGCUGCAAUCGACGCACGCGAAGGAAAUUGAGGAGAUGAUGUCAUCAUCACAACAAGACGUCGAGUCGCAGCUGACGACCCUUAAGUCUGAGCACGCCGCGCGCAUCAGCAAGCUUGAGGGCGACCUGACCGAGGCGCGCGAAGACCUCAUGAAGGUCGCCACGCAGGUUGCCUUCGCCCUCGGCUUAGACGUCAGCCUCGAGAAGAUCUCGGAACGCAUCGAAGAUCUAGUCGAGCACCAGAAGGCUCUAGCUCAAGAGCAGGAGAAGAGGACAGAGCUCGAGCGCCAUGUCGUCGACCUGUCCAACAUCAACGACACGGUCAUGCGCGACCUGGAGACCGUUCAGGCGAGUUUGGCCGAGCUUCUCGAGACAGGAGGGGAGAAGGCGCAGAGCUCGCACCCGAUCCAGGAGCAGAUUGCCCUGGUCAAGAAGAAGCUGGUGGACCUGGAGACCAAGAACAAGAAGAAGUCGCGGCUCGUCGAGGAGCUCGAGGAACAGCUGCAGAACAACUUCGACCAGGUGCAGAUGGCGAGCAACCGCUUGUCUACGCUGCAAAUGGAGCGGAACGCCCAGCUGGAGGAGGCCAAUGCGGCCAAGUUCCAGCUCCAGACAGAGCUGGAUGCCAUCCGCAAGGAGUACGCCGCUCUCCAGGCCAAGUACGAGAGCAUCGUUUCCGAUGGCAUCCACGCUGUGGAGGGGCCGCAGCGCUCGGACUCGCACAAUAACAAAGUCCGCAAGACAGGUUCCGUUGCCUCGCUCCCGUCGCCGCCGCCUGCCAUCCCUCUGCCGCCGCUCCCCAACGGCAGCGCAGAGCGCGGCGCGGGUGCUGUCUCGCCGCCUCCCAUGCGCCCGCCAAGCAAAGACAUUGCCGCCUCGGCUGCCGCGGGCAUGGCGCAGAUCCAAGCCGACCAAGAGGAGCGCAUCCAGCUCAUCGAGAAGCACCUGCGCGCCGAGAAGCAGCUCACGGCGACGCUGGAGGAGGCGCUCACGGACCUGGAGCAGCGGCAGAAGGUGCUGCACGCGGACUGCGAGGCAUGGCGGCGCCGGGCGAACGAGCUCGAGGUGGAGCUCAAGGAGCUCAAGGAGAAGCCGGCGCAGGAUAACCGGUGGAGCCUGCAGCAGGUGGAGGAGGAGCGGCGGAAGCGGCGCGACGCCGAGAUCGCGAGGGAGCAUCUCGAGCAGCGCAUGAACACCAUCGCCAAGAAGAAGAAGAAGGGGAGUCUCAACUGCUUCUAG